Messenger RNA from Iphiclides podalirius (scarce swallowtail), 3405 nucleotides. The record is from the annotation of a GenBank genome assembly. NCBI's taxonomy places the organism in Eukaryota, Metazoa, Arthropoda, Insecta, Lepidoptera, Papilionidae.
AUGGAAAAAGAUCUUCAUAAUCCGGUUGUUACUUGUGUGGGCAAUUCAUGGGUUGUAUGUAGAUCCAAAUCGCAUCCCGGUCGAAUAUACUAUUUCAAUACUUUUACUGGAGAAGCAGUGUGGAAUUUAAGUGAAGUAGAGAUAGAGAAAGCUAAAACAACAACAAAAAUAAUAGAGGACUCGGGUGUAAAUAUGGAUGGAUGUCCAGAGCCAAAAGAUCCACCACAAGAUACUAUAAGCCAUAGUUUUUCAUUUAAUAAACAUAUACAAAGUACUGUUGAUGAAGUUAGAUAUGUGCAAUCAACUUCUAUACCACUUAACAAGCGCUUUGGAAAGCUAAAAAAUGAAGGUGAUGAUAUAGCCCUUUACUCUACUGAAUUAAAUCUGAAAAAUGAUAAUGCAAACAGUAAUGCUGAAGGCUCAAAUAAUGAUUUAAGGCAGUUAUUAUCAAAGAAAAAAUAUGUAAAUUUUACUAUUAAUACCAAACAGCCAAAAGUGCUUCAUGGUAAUUCAAAAUUAGUCAAAGAUGUUUCCAAAAAUACUGAUACAGAUACGUGUCAUAAAGAAGAAAUGGCUUGUUUACCAAAUAUACAGGAAACAGUCCAAAAGAAACUUAAUGUUUCAUAUUUAAAAAAAUUAGUCAAGCACUCUGAUAAUGAUGAAUUCUGGUAUAUUGUGGCUGAUGCGAAUAUCUUUAUAAAUCAUCAUGGAUUUUUGAAAAAGUUAUUGAACUCUGAUGAAGAAUGUCGCCUAUUAGUCUUGGAUAAUGUUAUAGCAGAUAUUAGAAACGCCAGCAGAAGUGACAACUUUCGUCUGAUAACUCUUGCUCGCCGUGCAAUAUGUAGUUUAUCACAAUUUAUGAAAGAUGGUACAGCUAUUGUUGCCAGGGGUUACGCAACAGAAGAUAAUAAUGAAAAAUCUCACAUUCUUGAUUGUUGUCUGAAACUUAUGAAGGAAAAUUAUGAUAUUGUACUUUUGUGCAAUAAUAAAGAACUGCAAAACCAUGAAAAGGCAGCGGGAAUAACUAUAUUUACCGUAAAUGAAAUGAAAUCGCUGAUUAAUGUUAGGCAAUGGCAACAAGAUAUUGACGCGAUAACAAAGUCGACGGUUCCAGUAAAUCAAAAAAUAAUAAUACCAAAUAAUGAAGUUAAACCGGACAAUGGAAAUCUUGUUGGAUUUGAAACGGCAUUAGUGGCUGAAAAUGUUGAUUUCAAACGUAAAACAAACACUGUUAGCGUAGGCAUUCAAACAAUCAACAACAGCCGUACGACAGUUGAUAUUGGGAUUCAAACACAACUGAACAUUGUCAAUUACAUGGAUACAAAAAGCACCCAAACUUCAGUAGAAUCGAGCACAUCUGAAAAACUAAACUCGACGUCCGUUAAAAGGAAAGAGAUUAAAUUGACUCGUAAUUUAUUCAACCAGAGUCCUAAGAAACAAGACACAGAAAAAAGAUGUUACAAAUGGCGCAGGAAGAGGCAUUUAAGUUCCUUAGAAAAUUAUGACACACAAGAUAAAGUGACCAGUUCAAUGGAUAAUUUAUCUAAUAGUUGGAACGAUACCAAAAGACUCAAACUGGUUGAUGAUGCUGAACAUCGUCUGGGUAGUAUAUCGAAUAGUAGUGAAAUUCAAGUUUCUGUGACCAACCAAGAUAAAUUGGAUGACAGAGUCGUAGUAAAAGAUACGUCUGGCGUUAUGGUUAUUGCGUCGAGAAGCCUUGAGUCUAAUAGUGAAUGUCUUGAAAAUACGCAAAAACCGUCUAACAUUAAUGACGAAAGAGAAAUGAGCAAAAAUUUUAUGUUUGAAGUAACCAGUGAUGUCAUGGCGGAGUAUGUGAAAACACGAUGCGAUGAAUGGGUAUCGCGUUUUAUACAAAUUAUGGAGGAGGUAUUAACCCAAGUUUUGCAAAAGGAUCCUCUGCCGUAUCCUAAUUCAUUAUCGCCGCCUUGGACUCUUCAUGAAGCGACCCAAUGCAUUAAGAUGAAAUUCCUUUCUAAUUGUGAUAUAGUGGACGGAGCCAAUAAGUUAUCUGAAAUACUUUUGACAUGUAGUGACCGAAAAGGUAAAAUAGAUGUACACAUGAAUCCAAACCAAUAUAUGCAAAUGUACAGCUAUGGUGUGUACUUAAUCAGUAGUUUACAGGAGCUGAACAAUGAUAACGAAGAUCUCCAAACAGCUGCAGAAUCUUUAGCGAAAUUAUUGAGAGAUAUCGAGAAUCCUAACGCGGAAACUAGUCAAAACGAUUCGUUCGCUGAUUUAAGCCAGGAAACUGUCGUAGGUGGAAGUACUUCUACUACAACUAAUACAGAUUCGCCGGAUAUGCACACUGCUAUGGGCACUUGUGACUUGCAACGAAAACAACAUGAAAUUGCCCCCGAUGAUGUUUUUUCCAAAAUUGCCGAAACGAGCCAACUUGAGGUGAAGGGGAAAACGGUUGCUGGCAGCCGAGAUAGCUCUUAUGUGCAACGAAACUCUAAGAACUGCAACAGCCCAUCCAGACAUAAUCUAAGAUCGCAUUUCAAGAUAUCAUUUCGAAGCACUGGACAAAUCCGCAGGCCUGUUCAAUUAUUUAGAUGUGCAGAUCAAAAAUCCGAAUUUUUCGCUAAUUUAAAUUUGAGAAAGAACACUACUACGUGUGAAAAUGGCGGUGAUAACGUGGACGUUAAUACAUCGUGUACAAACGAGAAUUGUUCUUCGGCAUUGAACACCGAAGAACCCUUGAAAGCCGCAAACAACGUUACAACUGAUGGUUCGUUGGCUAAUGCGAAUAUUUCGCCCGUAACUGCCACUCAAUCAACUGAGCCAAAAAUUAUCAGGCAAUUUACGAAGCGUGUAGAUUUCGAAGAGAAGAUUAAGAGAAUGGAAGUCGAUGCAACAGUACUGGAUGACUCGAAUCAAACAGAUGAUGAAUAUUAUGAAUACGAUUAUCUGAAUGAUGCGGUAAUCAGUGAAGACCGUACUGAUAAUGCUAAAGACAACAGCAUCAACGAUUUACAUAAAAAUAAUAAGUCUUGUCGAUCGUCGACACCUGAAAAAAUAAAAAUAAAAAUCGUUGUUCUAAGAUUUAUACGUGAGAUACGGGAAGCCUUUCUAGUAGCUUAUGCCUUCUGCGACGAGUCUCAAAAGCGACUAAAUGGAUUUAGAUUAGAAGCGACAAUUGGUUUAAUGUCGAAAGCCAAAGAGAUCUAUGCUACUAUUGUAAAUAUUUGCGAUGCUCUAAACAGUAUUCAUAGCAGAGAUUUAACGGGAACAGGAUUUAUUAUUGCGGAAUUCAUGAAAGAGGAAAAGGUUGAUUUUGCAUUCGAUGAGCAGGAUUUGCUGGAGUACAGAGAUUUCAUUGAAAAGUGUCGGUUUCAAGCUAAUUUACUUCGCGACACUGUUAAAUGUAUAAUGUCGUAUGCAACA